GCGGGGAGGGGGCCCGAGGGCUUCUCCUCCUCUCGCCGGGUUAUUUUUUCCGGUGGGAAGAGCCAAAGGCGGCGGUACCCCCUUCCCGCCCCCCCCUCCUCCUCUCCUCCGCAGCAGCAGCACAUGGGAAGCAAAAGUUUUCCUCCUCCUCCUCCUCUUCCUCCUCCUCCUGCUGCCGCUGCUCGCUGCCCUCGCCCCCCGAGGAUGCUCGGGCUCCGCUCGGAUGUCCCGGCGGACAGCGGGGAAUAGAGCGCGGCUGGGAGCGGAGCCGAGCCCGCAUUUUCCGCGGGGAUCCGCGGGGAGAGGAGCGGCGGGGCCGGAAUAAGGCGAUGGUUUAACAGCGCCACGAACCGGGCUGCGCUGCCCCGCUCCGCCAUGGGCACCGGGAUGUGCUCCCGCCGGCACAAGGGGCUGCUGCCCUCGGCGCUGGGCCUGCUCUGCCUGGCCGGCCUGGCCUCGGCCGCGCUGCUCUACGGCCACCUCCAGAGCCAGGUGCGGGGCGCCGAGGCGCUGGCGCAGAAAUACAAACUGCAGCAGGAAGCGCUGUCGGCACAGCUGCAAGUGGUGUACGAGCACCGGUCCCGCCUGGAGCGCUCCCUGCAGAAGGAGAGAGGGGAGCACAAGAAGACCAAGGAAGAUUUUUUAGUGUACAAGCUGGAAGCUCAGGAAGCUCUCAACAAGGAGAAGCAAGACUCCAUGAACAGAUACGGGGCCCUCAGCUCCCAGCACAAGAUCCUGAAGAACCAGCACGACGAUGUCAAGAAGCAGCUGCUGGAGCUGCAGCUGCAGCACAACAGCCUCAGGCUGGAGCACAGGAAGAGCCUGGAGAGCCACAGCCAAAAACUGGCCCAGCUGCAGCAGGAGAGGGACAGCGAGGUCACCAACCUGCAGGACACAGUGCAGAAACUCAGAGAAGAGAGCAAACUCCUCAGGAAAGCUCACCUGGAGGUUCACUCCCAGCUCCUCAGUGCCCAGGCGCAGAUGGAGGAGUUCAGGCAGCUCAAGGAAGCUCUGCAGAAGAUGCCAGGCCUGAGAGGAGGAGGAGGAGGAGGAAGGAAGGGGCAGCAGCCCCUGGUGCCAGCCAGCAGCCAGCUGCAGCCAGGGAGGCACAAGGAUGUGGAGAUGGAGAUGCACAUCCAGGUGAGGAGCCACGAGCAGAGCCCGGCCCCUGGGCUGGCCCUGCCUGAGCCAGGACCAAAAUCUGCAGCAGAAAAUGCGCCAGGGCCAGGCAGGCAGCGCCCAGCAGGGAGCAGAGAGCUGCCCCCGCACAGCUGGCAGGUCCCUGUGAGCCCAGGGAAUGCCCAGAGGGACCCAGGGCCAGGGCAGGGCCAGCCCAGGAGUGCCCAGGACAGCCCCAGGGAUGGGCACAGGGGCAGCACCCGGACCCCCGGGACAGGGACAGCGGCACACGGGGACGGGGCCGACCAGGAGGAGCUGCAAAUGGAUGCAGGAGUCAUUGACAGGGAGCUGCACUCCCAGAAAGAGCCCGUGGUCCAGGAGCCCAUGGUGCCAGAUGAUGCUGCAGAUCCUGCCCAGGACCCCAACAACCAGGGGGAGGACGAGUUUGAGGAGGCUGAGCUGGAGAGGCCUGACUUUGAGGAGAAGGUGGGAGCCUCGGAGAAGUUCAAGGAGCCCAGAGUUAAAGAAGAGUGGAAGGAGAAGCCACCAAAGGAUGCUGGCAGAGCUGCCAAGCCCAGGGAAGAGCCACUGGAGGAUUACCAAGAAGAUCAGGAGCAAGAAAUUGAGGAUCAUGGAGGGGAGGUGGAUGACAACGACGACCUGGAGCUUGUCCAAGAGCAGAAGGAGCCUGUGGGAAGGCAGGGAGGUGCUGGCAAGAAGGAUGAUUACUUCUGAGAGCCGCUGCAAAUCCAGGAUGCUGCAGGAAUGAGGGGAUGGGAGCUCCUCCUGAAGGAAACACUGCCCAGAGCAGAGGCAGGAGGAGAGAACUCCCCCAAACAAAGAGGGGGUUUGCAGAUGAAAAUAUGAAAAUCCCAUCUCAGUGUGGGGCCACUGCUGCCUCUGAGAUCUCUCAGACUGGGGAUGGUCUUACCCUGCUGCUUUUCUUAGGAGCACUUUUUGAUUUACUGUGUUCUUCGCCCUCUCGUUCUUCACAUCCCCUUUCUGAGCUGGAGAGGGUUUUUGGGGCUGGUUUUGGGGGUGUUUUUUACCCCCUCUGGGCAGCAGAGGGGUCCCUGGACUCACUCAAAUACAAAGGAAUCUGUCUUCAUAAAUGAUUUUGUGUUUCUUUAACACAUCCUCCGAGCAGGGUGGGGAGGGAUCCAGAGGAAAUUUCCUGUUCUUUGCCCUGGAGAUGUGCAGGAGCACCAACCACAGCCAGAAAAAUGUGUGUGUGUGUGGAUGUGGACACUUUCCUGCUGCAGAGACCCUCCAGAAACUGGCAGCAGAUCCCUGCAGAGCUCUCCCUGCCCUGCCCUUGAGCUGUGUGACAUUCCUGCUGGCCUCAAAGUGUCCCCUGGAGACCUCCCCCCUGCUGGAGGUGAGGGCUGCCCUGAGAUCUUCCCCGUGGGGACAGUGACAGCCACGCCAAGAAACAGGGAAAAAAAAGGAAUAUUUGCAGCCCAAUUCAUGCAGUUCCAGCCUGGUUGGAUUAUUGCCAGCCUCCCAGCAGGAGCCAAGGUAAAUUUUGUGUCUUCUAGAGAGGUUUUGAUCAGCAAGAUGGGAGUUGUUGGUGGAGUGGAUUGAAUCCUGUGGGACUUUACUCAGCCUCCAAAAGACUUAACCUGACCUCAGGGACAAAGAAGGAACAGUCAGCUGGAAUUGAAAAUGAAAGGAGAAUGGGUUUAAUCACGAUAUCUCAAAGCCCAGAGCCUUCUUUAAGUGAUAAGAGCAGGGCAGAGCUGUCCCACUCCUGCCCUGAGCUGUGUCCUCCUUCCUCAUCACCAGACUCUGGCACUCAAUCACCAAACACAGGGAAUUGUGCCUGAAUCUCAUCACCUGCUAAAAAAUCAGAGCAUCUUUGUUCUCUAUUUGAAUUAGUUGAGCUCUUUCUAAUCCCUUGUUUGUGGCAUAUUUUGCAAGCACUUUUAGGCACUGGGGAAAACAAUAUUUAUUUUCCAACAAGCUCAGCCUUUUUCAUUCUGACAGCAUUGAUUUUUUUUUUCUUCCACUGGUUGUAAUAGAGCUUGAAA
Melospiza georgiana is the source of this 3149-nucleotide messenger RNA. Its product is annotated as Golgi integral membrane protein 4-like. The coding region runs from base 376 to 1854 and encodes 492 amino acids. The record is from RefSeq and is a predicted model, not a curated record. Lineage: Eukaryota; Metazoa; Chordata; Aves; Passeriformes; Passerellidae. Gene Ontology annotation, cellular component: Golgi apparatus; Golgi membrane. The transcript has 13 exons.